This is a messenger RNA of Meira miltonrushii, 516 nucleotides long. RefSeq lists its product as uncharacterized. The transcript has a single exon. NCBI's taxonomy places the organism in Eukaryota, Fungi, Basidiomycota, Exobasidiomycetes, Exobasidiales, Brachybasidiaceae. The coding region runs from base 1 to 516 and encodes 171 amino acids. The record is from RefSeq and is a predicted model, not a curated record.
AUGUUCUUCGUUCAACCGCAACUCAUUCUUUGCUUUCCCCUCUACCUCCUCUUAGGAAUUAGGCCACUUCUUUGUGCUACAAACGAAGAUAACAGUCUCGAUUUAGAGCUAAGAUUAGCACCUCCUAGAACGGAUAAAUCGAGUAAAGAAGCAACACAGAUAGCUGAUCAAUCUCUGAAACAGCUACAAGGUCAUUUUCAAACGCUGGAUCGUGGAAUGAAACGUAAAGGGGGACGACCAAGAUUAGACUUAACAGAAGAAGAGAGGACAGAACGAAAGAAGAAACGAAUUCAAGUCAAAAAUCGAAAAUACAGGGAAAGUGUAAAUCAAAAUCCCGAACUUCGUGAAAAACACUUGAAAAGGAAAAGGGAACACCAAGCAAAAGCCAUUAAAAUACAAAUGCAAGAUCCUAAAAGAAGUGCAGAAAUUCGCGAAAGAAGAAGAAGAAAUAAAAGAGCAUACAUUGCAAGGAAGAAGCUUAAAAAGUUGAACGAGAAAUCAAACUUGCAAGAAUGA